AUGGCGGGGGACGGGGAGGACGAGGUGCCGGCGAUGGGCGGAGACAAGCUGAUCCUGCGGGGGCUGCAGUUCCACGGCUUCCACGGCGUGAAGCAGGAGGAGAAGAAGCUGGGCCAGAAGUUCGUGGUCGACGUGGACGCCUGGAUGGACCUCGCCGCCGCCGGGGACUCCGACGACAUCGCCCACACCGUCAGCUACACCGACAUCUACAGGAUAGCCAAGGGCGUGGUGGAAGGCCCGUCGCGGAACCUCCUGGAGUCGGUGGCGCAGUCGAUCGCCGGCACCACGCUGCUCGAGUUUCCCCAGAUCUCCGCCGUCCGGGUGAAGGUCGGGAAGCCCCACGUCGCGGUGCAGGGCGUCGUCGACUACCUCGGGGUGGAGAUACUGAGGAGGCGCAGAGAGGCAUGA
Molecule: messenger RNA, 408 nt
Organism: Triticum turgidum subsp. durum (durum wheat)
Lineage: Eukaryota; Viridiplantae; Streptophyta; Magnoliopsida; Poales; Poaceae
Source: the annotation of a GenBank genome assembly